Molecule: messenger RNA, 1065 nt
Organism: Trichechus manatus latirostris (Florida manatee)
Lineage: Eukaryota; Metazoa; Chordata; Mammalia; Sirenia; Trichechidae
Gene: CUNH20orf96
Product: chromosome unknown C20orf96 homolog
Exons: 10
Coding region: 1-1065 (354 amino acids)
Source: RefSeq, a predicted model, not a curated record
AUGGCGCACGUCUUUCCAGAACUCGACCGAUCUGGGAUUCGCUCCACAAUCCGCAGGUACCAGGCUCUGGUGAGUCCGGGAGGGCUGGAGCGGGAGUGCGGGCUCGCUGAUCCUGGGCCGGUGGUUCGCUUCCGCUCAACUCCCAUGGUCGUGACUGUCCCGGUGUUGCUCUCCAAGUCCAUGUUAUCGGUGACAAGCCAGCCGAGGAGUCAGCGAGAACCACGCAGAGGGGAGAAGUUGGACCCUGGCAAGAUGCAGGCCAAUAUCCGGCUAAUGAGGAUGGUGCUCAGGAACCGGCGAACCUCGCUGCAGGUGCUCCAGAACCACGAGAACUUCCUUACCAAGCUCAACCAGGACCUGGUCAAGACCAUCCAGAACGUGGAGGACAGCACGGCCCUGAAAGUGCGGGAAAUGCUGCAGCAGCAGAACAUCCUCGGGAACGUCAUCCAGAUUUUGGAGUACUCAAACAAGAAGAGGCUGGAGGAAUUGAAGCGUGAGCUCCAGGAGUGGGAGGAGAAGGAGGAAUAUCAGAUAAACUACCUGGAGCAGCAGGUGGAGCAGCUGAAUGCUAAGAUCAAGAAGAUCCAUGAGGAAGUGAACUUCCUGAGCACUUACAUGGACCAUGAGUAUCCGGUCAGAUUGGUCCAGAUUGCCAACCUUCUGCGCCAGGUCCAGCAGAUGAGAGACAGACAGCAGGAUGAGUUGGACGACCUUAGUGAGAUGCGCAAAAUGGUCCUGCAGUCAUUGUCCGAUAAGAUUCAGAGGAAGAAAAAAGACCUUCUGAAAUCUCUGGUCAUGAAAGUCCUGCAUCCCCAUCAGGAGGUUCUUGUACGGAACACCCGGGAUAACCAGGAAAUGCUGAAAUACAUGGACAAAUUCAGAGAUUUUAUUGACCAGUUUACGGAGGAAAUGCCCUUAUUAAGGGCCCAGGUGCAACACCUCCAAGCCCAGAUCCGGGAACACCGAGAGAUCAUAUUUGAGGAUGUCCUGCUUCGGAGACCCAAGUGCACCCCAGAAAUGGAUGUCAUCCUCAACAUUCCUGUGGAAGAGCUGCUACCCUUCUAG